CCGCACGAGUCCAUCUCGCUUGCCUUUCCAGAACAGUAUGCAUGAUGAAGUCACUGAAUACAGAUCGCUAGCCCUGGCAGGAAUGCUAGUCCUGCCCACAACUCAGGUUUCUAUCCAGGCCUGUGGGCCUUCCACCUGCCACUCCAAAGGACUUCACAGGCUUUUCCCACACAGGUAUGGCCCUAUCUCCUGCACCCCCGGGAUGGUGGAAAUAACAGCUGUGCUCCCUCCCGAGAGCAGGGACCUGUGAGGAGGGGCCGCUGCUGAUCUGCCUGAUGUCCCCGCAGAACCCUCCGAGAGCCACACAUUACUUCCCCUCUGGACGCCACAUGCCCCUGUACCUGCUGGUUUCGAUCCUCUCAGGCAUGGGAGCUGGAACCUCCCUAGAGAACUGGCUGAGAAAUUCAGUUUUUCAGAGCAUAUACCUUUACUCUUCCUUCCCCUGGGUCCGCCUCUUUCAGGGUCUGAAUGUCUGUUCCAUCCAAGUAUCUCAUUAGGGCAGAAGGAAAGCUGCCUUUCCCCUAGGGAUACUCCAGACCCGAGGGAACCUUAGGCAAAGCGAACUUGUCGGAUUGAAGUCCGCCGUCAUUGUUUGUCUCCCACAGGCAUAAAACAUGCGUCUGGCUCGGCGGCUGGAGAACCAAGCAGGGCACAGACGCAACUGCGCGGACGUCAGCCCUGCCCGCCACGCUGAGACUGCCAUAGAAUCUCCAGAUGGGGCCCCCUGGGCGGCCUAGGGGAGGGUCCAGGCUGGGGAAAAGGACAGGAGGAAGUGCCUGUAGGCCUCCGCCUGCAGGAUGGAUGCUGCGUCCCUGUCACGUCAAACUUGCCAGGACGAGCAAACUUCCAGGGGCCUACAAUUCCACCCAAAGAAAAGGAACCCCCACACCAGUGUGACAGGCAAACACGGCUGGCGUGUGUCGCCCAAUGGGCGUGCCUCGCGGCCUUCGGAGCCACAGAGAACCAGGACGCCCCACACCCAAGGCCCAGGCGUGCCGCGCUCGGCCUCCACGCUCCCCACCCCGGCCAGGCCCGGCCGCCGGGCCCCCGCAGCAGAAUGCGGGCCUCCUCCGGACGCUGCCUUCUGCUCGCGGCUCUGCUCUCUGCUUGGCCAGGCCCUCUUCCCGGCCGCGGAGCGGGGGCUUCGGUGUGGCCGGCGCCUCGAGCACCCAGGGCCAUCCGGGAUGCUGGUGCCGGCACCAGCUCUGUGGCCUCGGGAGCAAGCGGACCACGGCCCCACGGGCAAGUCCGGCUUCUCCCGGCCACCCUGCUAUCCUGGCCCCAGACUCGCUGGCCGAGACGCCGGUUCCCACAGGCCCUUGCCGCCUGGAUGCCCACCCCGCGCCGCGAAGGCACAUCGCUCUCUUUAUUUUGUAAAACUUAGGGAAAAUCACCAGCAAACCGAGCCCCAGUGGCAAGGCUGCCCAGAGUCCCCAACACGAACCCAGACGCACAAAUCGACGGCGGCGGAUUGGCCCGGCAGCUCCCGCCGGGCGGGCCCCAACCCUCCCGGCUCCUCUGUCCGGGUCCCCGCGCCCGGGCGUCCCGCGCCUCAUGCUCCCCGGGUGGCAGCGGGCGCGAGGCGCAGCAGCAGGAGCUGCUGCGUCCGCGUCAGGUCCGGCUUGGCCGAAGGUGCGGAGAAGCCAGUGGGUGCAGACACCCUGAGUAAAGCGCCUUCGGCACCGCCCGGGGCAGGGACCCGGCGAGUCCCGCCCCAACCCGCGGCCUGGCCACGAGGCCAGAGAUACCCCCGAGCCGCCGCGGCCCUCGGAGCUAGAGGCCGGUGGCGCGGAGAGGGAGAGCCGAGAGCCGAGAGCCGAUCUAGACCCAGUCGGGAACUGCUACUCUCAAGGCGGCGGGGUGGACAGAGGGAGGAAGCGGGACGCGCUUACCCGAAUGUAGAGGCGCCCUCGAAAGUACGCGGUGGCCGGACACAAUCCCCGCGCGGAGCCAGUGCCCCGCGGCUCCUCCGCCCGCCCGCGCCCCGCCCCUCCGCUAGCUCCUCUGCGCCUUGGAGGCUCCGACCGGUUACCGCGGCUGAGCAGCUUCGCUUGGGCAGCGACUCCCGCGUUCGGCUCCCACGGGGUCGGCGCGCGUCCUUCCGGGCGCCCGCGGCUGGGGCUGCACACUUGAGGCUCCACAGCCUCCCCGGCGCUCCGAGGACUGCCCUGCUCCGGGAGUGGAGCCUCAUCGCCCCUCCAGGUGGCCGGGGCUGGGGGCAGGUACCGCGCGACCUGAUUGGCGCUGGCCGGAGUCCGGGAGAAUCCCCCGCCAGAGAGGCUGAUGCACGCGGGCCGAGGGAAGCGACUCAGUGAGACAGCGCAGCGGGCGCCUUCCAAAGACCCCUCCUCAGCUCCACCGCCUUUUUGCCUAAGAAAUGGACACUUGGGAGGUCGGCGCCCUGGGAACGCCUCGGUACAGGGGACUUUGCGCGUUACAGAUCGGACCCAGCACGGAAAAUUCGGAGAGCGUGAGAAUCUUAGGGUCCAGGGUGUGUCGCUGGCCACUGGAAAGGUACUGCCUCGAGAGCCUCCCGAAGGGCUCCUUUGCAUUCCUAUUUCCGGCCCGCACUGUGCCCGGGUUCGGAGUCAGGGUGUGUUUGGAGCUGUGGCGGUGAGGUCUGGCAGGAAGAGGCAGGACGGAGAAGCAAUGCCUCGACACGAGGAGAAACCUUAACUGUGCGCUAGAUUUCUUGAUUGAAAUCACCUUCUUUCAAUGUCGUGAAACUCUCGAGUUGCUUCUUGUGCUGUACUCCACCCAAAGCAAAAUCAGGUGCUUGUCUGCAUGUGUUGUUGUUCAAACUGGGAGGACUUGAGUGAAAACUGCCUUCUUGCUGAAGAUUUACAGAGCUACAUCAAGGAAAAAAGUAAUUGCCCACACCUUGCUUUCUCAGCUGCCUUCUAGCAAAGAGGAACAAGGAGGAAGAGAGAGCAGUGGAUACAGGGAUACGGGAGAAGACAUUGAGCAUCGUCAUGUCACCCCUUCCUGUGACCGUCCCCCAACCUUCAGCAAAGUUUCUCUACUAACGGCAUGCAUUCUGAAAAAGUUUGCUGAAUCCCAAUUUAUACAUUGGAAUGAAGAACACUGAAAUGGAAAAUAUUUUCUAGGAAGGAUACACAAGAAACUGCUUAUGGUGGAGUUGGAUUAAAAGAGGAAAGGACAUCCUGGUCAACAUGGUGAAACCCUGUCUCUACUAAAAAUACAAAAAAUUAGCUGGGCAUGGUGCCACGUGCCUGUAAUCCCAGCUACUCAGGAGGCUGAGGCAGGAGAAUUACCUGAACCCAGGAGGCGGAGGUUGUGGUGAGCCAAGAUCACACCAUUGCACUCCAGCCUGGGUAACAAGAGCGAAACUCCGUCGCAAAAAAAAAAAAAGGCAAGGUUAUCUUAUUUCUGUAACUUGUGGAACUACUUGAAUUUUAAAAUCCUGCAAAUGUGGUACUUUUAUAAUUUUCAAAGGCAAAACAUGUUUGUCUACCUAGGGGAUGAAAAACAAGUGUGGUAGCUAGAAAGGACUGUGGGAUCAAAAAAUUUUUUAAUGUUUAAAUUUUGUUUAGAUGGAAGGUACAUAAACAUUUUUAAAUGCUUAUAAGAAUGUGCCAGUAGAAAGAGGUUGAAGAUACAGACAGCAGGAGCAGACUGUAUCCUAAGCAACUUCCAGUCCCGUCUUUUGGAUAAAGGGUAUUCAACCUGCAUGGUAAAUACAUGGCACCUUACAAUAGGAGUAGAAAAAGGGGUGGAAAAUUAAAAGUUUCUGAAGAAAUAUACCUUAAGAAUACCUUAAGAGAGAGGACUCAAGAUGGCGCUGUGAGAACAACCCAGGAUUGGAGUUCGCGUUGAAUCCGCAAACGGUGAAUCAGAGCUGCAUUUACAGACUGAUCUUUGUUGCCCACAGAACGGGGAAACUCCCAAGUAUAAAAAGACACGGGACGCCAGGCAGUAGGUCUCCUGGCGAAGCCAGCAGCCGGGGCGGCGGCGGCCAGCCCUACCCAGCAAUCCCCACAGGGCGCGCUUGUCCGGGUGCCCUGUUGAACCGGCAACCUGAGACUUGAGAGGGCUGGACUUGAGACUGAACGAGACUUGGACAGUAGCCCAGCCCAGGGGAUUGCAGGGACAGAUCGUUUGGGAUACCCAGUGGGACAAACAAAACCGCGAUUUCAAACUAUCCCGAGCAGACGGUCCGAGACGCUCUGUGGGGGAGGUGCGUCCACCACUACCGAGGCAACCCGCCCCAACUGAGAUACACGCCCACUGCUGACGCAGCCAGCCGUUGCCGAGGCAACCCGCCCCAACUGAGAUACACGCCCACUGCUGAUGCAGCCAGCUGUUGCCGAGGCAACCCGUCCCUACUGAGAUACAUGCCCACUGCUGACGCAGCCUGCCGUUGCUGAGGCAACACGCUACAACGAAGAGACUCCGCCGCAGGGUGUGGCGGAGACCACAGCAGAGCCUGCAGGAACAGGGCGAAUCACACAACAGCAGGGCGGAGCCUCGGCAGCCAAACAGUGGCUAGUCUGCCUUCUAGCUGGGCAGGACACCUCAUCGAACAUCCAAAAAUAAAGCCCAAACCCCUCAACACAGAGCAUUUGAGAAAAAAAAAAAAGGGGGUUUUUUAAUGAGCUCUGUUGCAGCAGAAUCAAACAUAGCAGCCUAACAGCCCUGAAGGAACAACAGAGCGCACAGCUCAGCAAUUAAGCCCGUAUAAAGUACAAACUGUCUCCUCAAGCAGCUCUCUGACCCCUCUAUAUCCAAAAGACUGACAUUAGGCAGGCAUUAUCCUGGGACAAAGACAGCAGAAAAAGAAACUGGUAGCAUCCCUCGCUGUGCCACAGCUGCUAGAGGCGCACCCCAGACAAGCAGGGUCUGGAGCGGACCUCAGUCGUACAGCAAAGGGGCUAGACUGGUAGAAGGAAAACCAAGCAACAGAAAUACUUCAUCAUCAACAUUCCGGGUGUCCACUCAGAGACCCAAUCGAAAAGUCAGCAACUACGCAAACGACCAGCGGACAAAUCCACAAAGAUGGGAAGAAACCAGCGCAAAAAGGAGGAAAACACCCGAAACCAGAACACCUCGCCUCCUAGAAAGGACCAAAACUCCUCACCAGCAAGGGAACAAAGCUGGAUGGAGAAUGACUGUGACGAAAUGACGGAAUUAGACUUCAGAAGAUGGAUAAUGAGAAACUUUUGUGAGCUAAAAGAUCAUGUAUUAAAUCAAUGCAAAGAAACUAAGAACCUUGAAAAAAGAUUUGAAAAAAGAUUCGAGGAAAUGAUAACAAGAAUGGAUAACUUAGAGAGGAAUAUGAAUGAAUUAAAGGAGCUGAAAAACACAAUACGAGAACUUCGCGAAGCAAACACAAGUUUCAACAGCCCAAUUGAGCAAGCAGAAGAAAGAAUAUCUGAAGUCGAAGACCAACUCAAUGAAAUAAAGCGAGAAACCAAGAUCAGAGAAAAAAGCGCAAAAAGGAAUGAACAAAGUCUCCAAGAAAUGUGGGACUAUGUGAAAAGACCUAACCUACGUUUGAUAGGUGUACCAAAAGGGGACGAAGAGAAUGAAUCCAAGCUGGAAAAUACUCUUCAGGACAUCAUCCAGGAAAAUUUCCCCCACCUAGCAAGACAGGCCAACACUCAAUUGCAGGAAAUACAGAGAACACCACAAAGAUAUUCCGCAAGAAGAGCAACCCCAAGGCACAUAAUCGUCAGAUUCAACAGGGUUGAAAUAAAGGAGAGAAUACUAAGGGCAGCCAGAGAGAAAGGUCGGGUCACCCACAAAGGGAAGCCCAUCAGACUCACAGCAGAUCUCUCGGCAGAAACACUACAAGCCAGAAGAGAGUGGGGGCCAAUAUUCAACAUUCUUAAAGAAAAGAACUUUCAACCCAGAAUUUCAUAUCCAGCCAAACUGAGCUUCAGAAGUGAAGGAAAAAUAAAAUCCUUUGUGAACAAGCAAGUACUCAGAGAUUUUGUCACCACCAGGCCUGCUUUACAAGAGCUCCUAAAAGAGGCACUACACAUAGAAAGGAUCAACCAGUACCAGCCAUUCCAAAAUCACACUGAAUGCUAAAGAGCUUCAACAUAAUGAAGAAUCUACAACAACUAACAGGCAAAACAGCCACUUAGCAUCAAAAUGGCAGUAUCAAAUUCACACAUAACAAUAUUAACCCUAAAUGUAAAUGGACUAAAUGCACCAAUCAAAAGACACAGACUGGCAAAUUGGAUAAAAAUCCAAAACCCAUCAGUGUGCUGUAUCCAGGAAACCCAUCUCACAUGCAAGGAUACACAAAGGCUCAAGAUAAAGGGAUGGAGGAAGAUUUACCAAGCUAAUGGAAAGCAAAAAAAAGCAGGAGUUGCAAUUCUCAUCUCUGAUAAAAUAGACUUUACAGCAACAAAGAUCAAAAGAGACAAAGAAGGCCAUUACAUAAUGGUAAAAGGAUCAAUACAACAAGAAGAGCUAACGAUCCUAAACAUAUAUGGACCCAAUGCAGGAGCACCCACAUACAUAAGGCAAGUUCUUAAUGACUUACAAAAGGACUUAGACUCCCACACAAUAAUAGUGGGAGACUUUAACACUCCACUGUCAAUACUAGACAGAUCAACCAGACAGAAAAUCAACAAGGAUAUCCAGGGCUUGAACUCAGACCUGGAGCAAGCAAACCUGAUAGACAUUUACAGAACUCUCCACCCCAAAUCCACAGAAUACACAUUCUUCUCAGCACCACAUCACACCUACUCUAAAAUUGACCACAUAAUUGGAAGUAAA
Callithrix jacchus (white-tufted-ear marmoset) is the source of this 6750-nucleotide messenger RNA. The record is from RefSeq and is a predicted model, not a curated record. NCBI's taxonomy places the organism in Eukaryota, Metazoa, Chordata, Mammalia, Primates, Cebidae.